GUGACCAGUGAGCAGUCAGCUGAGGGAGUAUAAAAAUACCCCGAGGGUCUAAAGUCUCAGACAGACUGACUGACAGCUGUCAGUUGCAUGCACUGUUUGUCUUCAUCAUUAUUAUCCUCUGGAUCACCGAACAGAAAUAGAGACUCAUCUUCCUCCUUGGCAGUUUAACUUGUAGUUGGCCAAAUGCAUCGGUUGUGGUUAAGUGGAGCGUUGCUGCUGUGUUGGGCAGCAGUAUGUGUGUCUGGGAUGAGGAGAGAAUACUUCCUUAAGAUAGAAGAGGUGUCUUGGAACUAUGCCCCAAGCGGGAUGAACUUAAUUCAAAACCGUACUCUGCAGGAAGAUGAAGAAGCUGCAGUGUAUUUAAAGAGAGGCCCCCAGCGUAUCGGCUCCACCUACAAGAAGGCUGUGUAUAAGCAGUACAGCGACGCCACCUACAGGACUGAGGUGAUAAAACCGAACUGGCUGGGCUACCUUGGACCCCUGUUGAUGGCUGAGGAGGGAGACACAUUGAUCGUCCACCUGAAAAACAUGGCAACCAGACCUUACAGCAUCCACCCGCAUGGAUUGAACUAUAGCAAGGGAAAUGAGGGAGCCCUAUACCCAGAUGGUACUGGUCCAGAGCUGAAGCGUGACGACUCAGUGCCUACUGGUACAACAUUUACCUAUGAUUGGACCCUCCCAGAGAGACAGAGCCCAGCAUCAGAUGACAGCAACUGCGUGACCAGAUUCUACCACUCCCACGUGAGCCCACCAAAAGACAUCCCAUCAGGACUGAUAGGACCCCUCAUCACCUGUAAGACAGGAACUCUGGACUUGCAUGGAGACAGGUCAGGAGACUAUCUGUUCGCUCUGCUCUUCUUGGUGUCAGAUGAGAACUCCAGCUGGUACUUGGAUGACAACAUCAGGACGUACAUUAGGGCUCCUGCUGCAGGCCUGAAGGAGGAUGCAGAUUUCAUUGAGAGCAACAAAAUGCAUGGUAUAAACGGUUUUCUGUAUGGUAACCUGCCUGGACUGAGCAUGUGCCAAGGCAACAAGAUCCACUGGCACUUGAUUGGCUUAGGCAAUGAGGUGGACAUGCAUUCAGUUCAUUUCCAUGGCCAGAUUCUGACCCUUCAGAACCACCACACAGACACAGUCAGUCUUUUCCCCGCCUCCAGCAUUAUGGCUGAAAUGAUGGCUGACAAUCACGGAGACUGGCUGCUAACGUGCAACGUUAAUGACCAUUUCAUGGCUGGAAUGCAGGCUAUAUUUGAGAUCAAGAAGUGUUUCCCCAACGUCCAUAAGCCCCGGCCACACGGUGAGCUCAGACCGUUCUUUAUUGCUGCUGAAGAAGAAGUCUGGGACUACGCUCCUACGCCGCCUACUGAUGGUGAAGCAGACAUGUUUGUAACCAGAGGACCAAACCGUAUUGGAAGCCGCUAUAAGAAGGUCCGCUAUGUGGAAUACACUGACAUCACCUUCACAACAAAGAUGCUACGCAGCCCAAAGGAGGAACACCUUGGAAUUCUGGGUCCUGUGCUGCGAGCUGAAGAGAAAGACACCAUCAAGGUGGUGUUUAAGAACAAAGCCAGCCGGCCUUAUAGUAUACAACCCCAUGGUGUUGAGUACAGUAUCGAACAGGAUGGGACGCUCUAUCACAAUGAAGUAGAAGAGACCCAUACAGCGAAGAAACUGCGGGAGCUAAAGAAGGAACCAAGAGUGCUGACCCCUUCCCCAGCUGCUCUGGUCAGACCUGGGACGAUGCACACCUAUGAGUGGACGGUGCCAGCGGGUGCUGGUCCAGUAGAAGGGGAGGCUGACUGUCUGUCCUAUCUGUACUACUCUGGAGUGGACCCUGUUAAAGACACCCACUCUGGACUGGUUGGACCGCUCCUUAUCUGUCGACCUCGAUCACUUAAAAAAGGACAACAGAAAAACUACGACAAAGAGUUCCACCUCAUGGCCACAAUAUUUGAUGAGAACCUGAGCUGGUAUCUGGACGACAACAUUAAGUCCCUAAGCACUGUUCCCUCUGCUGUUAACAAGGAAGAUGAGGGCUUUAUAGAAAGCAACAAGAUGCAUGCCAUCAAUGGCUUUGUGUAUAGGAACCUCCCAGGCCUGACCAUGUGUAAGGGGGAUAAAGUAUCGUGGCACGUGUCAGGACUGGGUUCAGAGACGGACAUCAUCAGCCUUUACUUUGAAGGAAACCGCUUCAUCUACCGCCAGAACAGACGAGACACCAUUAAUGUCUUCCCUCACAUCUCACACACUGUCACUAUGGAGCCAGACAGCAUGGGUCAGUUUGAAGUGGUGUCAGCCACAGUGAACCAUUAUCAGGGUGGGAUGAGAGCCAACUACACGGUAAAGAAAUGCAGCAUGCUUCAGCGUCAGGGUGAGAUUAUGCUUCACUCAAAAACCUAUUACAUCGCUGCCAUGGAAAUGGACUGGAACUACUCUCCAAACCGCACUUGGGAGGCUGAGAUGUACCCUGGUCUGGAUAACCCUGCUCAUGUCUACCUGGACCAGCAGGGUGGGUUUAUAGGCCCCCGUUACAAGAAGGUGCUCUACCGCCAGUUCACCAAUAACAAGUUCACCAAGCAGGUGGAAAGAACAGCCGAUAUGGAACACCUCGGCAUUAUGGGUCCAAUGAUUCAUGCUGAUGUGGGAGACAAGGUGACAGUGGUUUUUAAAAACAUGGCAUCCAGGCCUUAUUCUAUCCACGCACAUGGAGUCAAGACAGAAAACCCAGAUGUUCAUCUCACCCAACCAGGUGAGACUCACUCCUACUACUGGUACGUUAAUAAGAAUACAGGACCAACCCCAGAGCAGGAAGAGUGCUCUGUGUCAGCGUACUACUCCACUGCUGAUGUUAUCAAGGACCUGUACAGCGGUCUGAUUGGUCCGUUGGUGAUCUGUCGUCGUAGUUGGGGCAGGACUCUUGGUAUGAAGAAGGAAGUAGAAGAGUUUGUGCUGCUUUUCCUGAUUUUUGAUGAGAAUUACAGCUGGUACCUGGAUGAAAAUAUCAGGACCUACAUCAGUAACCCUCGCACAAACUUGAAGGAUGAUGCAACCUUUAUAGAGAGCAACAAGAAACACUCCAUUAAUGGUUAUGUGUAUGGCAAUCUGAAUAGUUUGAAUAUGGAGGUGGGUGAUAAGGUGUACUGGUACCUGAUGGGAAUGGGCAAUGAUGUGGACAUACACACUGCACACUGGCAUGGACACAGUGUGGAAUACAAGCUGGGCGGAGGUCCUCAUCGAACUGAUGUGUAUGAGCUGUUUCCAGCUACCUUCCAGACAGUAAAGAUGCGCGCUAUGUAUCCUGGUACCUGGCUGCUCCACUGUCACGUCAUUGACCACAUUAAAGCUGGCAUGGAGACGACGUAUACUGUUACUGAGAAAGAAAAGAAGAAGGGAUUAUUUGGCUGAACAGUUGAGAAAACUCCAGAAAGACAACAGCGGAGAAAUUGAAUUUUAGUACCGAAUUCACUAAACGUUGUAUGUAAAAUCUGCUAAAUAUGAUAAGUAACUAAGAUAAUUACAGCUCAGAAUAAAACACAACCACCCAAGAGCCAUGUAAUAUAACAAUUGCAUUUGAAACUGUCUAACUGCUUUUAUAUUUUUCAAAUGACACUGAAGAAUGUAAGAAUACAAAUUUAACAGUUUUAUAAUGACAGCAGGCAGGCAGCAGGGGGCUCUGUAGCCUGACAGCACAUUGUCACUGCAU
Perca fluviatilis (European perch) is the source of this 3703-nucleotide messenger RNA. Its product is annotated as ceruloplasmin-like. Gene Ontology annotation, molecular function: copper ion binding; oxidoreductase activity. Lineage: Eukaryota; Metazoa; Chordata; Actinopteri; Perciformes; Percidae. Gene Ontology annotation, biological process: iron ion transport. The record is from RefSeq and is a predicted model, not a curated record. Gene Ontology annotation, cellular component: plasma membrane. Bases 184 to 3405 code for a protein of 1073 amino acids. The transcript is spliced from 24 exons.